This is a messenger RNA of Ipomoea nil (Japanese morning glory), 1975 nucleotides long. Its product is annotated as protein indeterminate-domain 7-like. The record is from RefSeq and is a predicted model, not a curated record. Gene Ontology annotation, molecular function: DNA-binding transcription factor activity. Lineage: Eukaryota; Viridiplantae; Streptophyta; Magnoliopsida; Solanales; Convolvulaceae. Gene Ontology annotation, cellular component: nucleus. The transcript has 3 exons. Bases 400 to 1692 code for a protein of 430 amino acids.
CUCUCUCUCUCUCUCUCUCUCUCUGAAAGUUUUCUUUUCUUUAUCUUUAAGAAUUUGCUUGGUUUCAUUUAUUUUCUUAUGUAUGGCUUUUAUUCAAUCUUCUAGCUUGGUUGUUGUAGCAGCUUUUCUUUUGUUUUUACCUUGAAAUAGUCUUUCUGUUUUCCAAUCAUGAAGAAGAUGGAAAACUGUAAACUCAUACUCUUCAGCCUAGCUUAAUCUUCUUUUCAAAUCUCUCUAGGGUUAGUUGUAUGAAUUAUAUGCAAUACUAUAUAUACAUAUAAUUAUUAAAGUAAACAUAUAUAUAUAUUGGUUUUCACUUCUCUUCAUCACCAAUGAUGAGUGAAUCUUGAAUUUUCUUUCCCAAAAACCAAAAAAGUUGAAAAUUUUAAUAUUGGUGGAAUGAUUAAGGGCAUGAUGGUUGAUGAGAGCAUGUCAAAUUUAACCUCAGCAUCUAAUGAAGCAAGUAUUUCUUCAACUAGUAACAAUCCAGCCCAGUCAGCUGCCAAGAAGAAGAGAAAUUUACCAGGAAAUCCAGACCCUGAGGCAGAGGUGGUGGCUUUGUCACCAAGAGCACUAUUGGCAACAAACAGGUUUGUGUGUGAGAUCUGCAACAAAGGGUUCCAAAGGGACCAGAAUCUGCAGCUGCAUAGGAGAGGGCACAAUCUGCCAUGGAAGCUGAAGCAAAGGAACAAGAAUGAAGUGAUAAAGAAGAAGGUUUAUGUGUGCCCAGAGGCCUCAUGUGUCCACCAUGACCCUUCAAGGGCCCUUGGGGACCUCACUGGCAUCAAGAAGCACUACUCAAGAAAGCAUGGUGAGAAGAAAUGGAAGUGUGAUAAGUGCUCCAAGAGAUAUGCUGUUCAAUCUGAUUGGAAAGCCCACUCCAAGAUUUGUGGCACUAGGGAAUAUAGAUGUGAUUGUGGAACCCUUUUCUCUAGAAGGGACAGCUUCAUCACACACAGGGCCUUUUGUGAUGCCUUAGCAGAAGAGAGUGUGAGAGCCAUAAGUGCACCUUCUAAUAAUCCUCUCCUAUCUUCCCAUAUUGCCCUCCAACAACCCUUCCCAGUACUGAAGCAAGAGCCACCACCGCCGCCGCCCCCGAGCUUCCGCCCGCUCCGGGCAGGAGCGGCGCAGCCCGAGCUGCCACCCUGGCUAGCCUGCCCGCCGCAGCCGGCCGACCUCUCCACCCACCUCUUCGGCCUCCAUGAAAACCCUAACAUGAGCGCCACGGCGUUGCUCCAAAAGGCCGCGCAGAUGGGGGUGACCACAAGUAGCACGAACAACAACAACAACAACAACAACAGCCUGGUUGGUGCCGCUAGCGGUAACGUUAUCGGGCCCCACCACCAAGGGCCCGUUCACAUGAGCGCCACUCCUCCUGGCGGUUUCUUCAGUGAAGAGCUGGCUUUGGCUUCUUUCGGACUAUCAAACAAACCCCAACCCCAUCACGCUAAUCUCACCUCGGGUUGCAUGGAAACCUCCAUCCCUCCCCCUCCCCCUCGUAACAUGAUCAUCAACUCCGCUAGCACCAGAGAUUUCUUAACCCUCGGCGCAUUUCCUCAUCAUCAUCAUCAAAGGGAUACCUUUCUCAACAUGGCUGGGCUUGACCACAUGGCCGGACCUUCUUCUUCUUCUUCCUCCUAUGAUCACCAAAACCAAAACCAAAACCAAAACCAACCUCCAUGGCUAAACUAGCUUCUUGCUGGUAAGCUUUUUGUUUCUCCAAAGAUAAAGGGUAUUGGGCUCUAUUAUUUUAGCUGCAAAAACCAGUGACUCUACGUAGGUGUGGCAUGAAGAAGACAGACAAAGAGGAGAGCCAAUGGUUUUUGUUUCUCUUAGCUUAUUUAUACUUUUUGGUUUAUAAUUGAUGAAGUGCACUUGUUAUGGGAGGGAGCUAAGCAACCUUCAUAUUCUUCCUAAUUCUGAUGCAUGCUGUGGUGUAUUUAAUACUUUAUCGUAAAUUUUCUUCUUUUUCUCA